UUCAACCUCAAGAAGUCGAUCAGCAACACACCAUCUUCCGUAGACGUCCGCUUCAGCAACUCCAUGUCCGGGUCUCCAGCCCCCGUGGACUUCAACAUCAGCAAGUAUAUCUCUCACUCGCCGACGCACACCGAUGUCAAGUUCAGGAAGGUCCUCGGAAACCUACCCUCGAGCGUCGAUCUCAGCUUCAGCAAGUCAGUCACUCACAACGGCCAAGCUCCAGUCGUACAUGCUCCUGACGCCCCUCAGGGCCAUGCUCCUGUUCUCCCUCAAACUUCCGAAGUCUACAAGCACGUCGCCCUAGGUGCUGGCGGACAGUCAGACUUGCCUUCGCAUCAACAGCCCGACCACGAAUUCACGCCUCACACAGCAUCUGUCGGUGGAACGUUUGAUCAACUUCUGCGCUUGGCCAAGUCCCCGGCAAUUUCCACCCUCAUCAGCAACAACCCCAACCUCGUUAUCAGACUUCUCCAGGGCCUCACCGGGUCUGAGCAGCAAAACUACGGUGCCCCUAUGAGGGCUUCCGGCGGCGACAUCGAUGCUCUGCUCAACUUCGCCCAGCAAGAUCCAGAACUGGUCCGGAAGAUCAUUAAGAACGACCCAGACUUUAUUCCCAGCCUCCUCGGUCGUAUCAUCGGCGGCACAUCGUCCGAGGUAACACCGCAGCCACCACAAGAAGACGCGGACACCAACACAACGAGUGAAGACACUAACGUUCCAGAAAACGUCCCAGUAGACGCUGAUGUCCAGCAAGCUUACAGCGCACAACUCCCUCAGGUUGCUGCCCACACAAACUAUGGCUACCCCUCAGGGUACUACGUCCAGCCUGAGCACCUCUUACCGCAUCAAACUUUUGGUUUUCCUGCUACGCAAGGCUCUGUAGUUCCAUCGUACCCUUCUGCCUACUAUCACGUUACAGCCGGUAGCGACGUGCCUCCAUCAGUACCAGGCUUGAACAUGGACUCUGAGGUACUCCAAGGGGGCAACGAGGAAUCCACUUCAGCUUCUAGUGCUCCAGCAACGGAAGCGCCUUCUGCCGCUCAGAAAGCUCAAGACGCGUACGCUGCUCAGUUUGGAGCGGACGUCGAAGAGGACAGCAAGCGACCAGCACUUCCGGCGCCUGCAGGACCUCCAGCGAGAGCUGCCAUCACGGAAGCCGCGCCUCCUCCGGCAGUUCGACCUGUCUAUGUGCCUGCGAGGGGCCACUACAGAUUCGACCCUUUGCCUGAGCCAGCCAGGAGCUUCCCUGCGCAAGUUGUGGAGUCCGGUGAUGUGGACAGCGAGGCAUCAUCUCAAGGGCAAGUGUAG
Molecule: messenger RNA, 1308 nt
Organism: Ornithodoros turicata
Lineage: Eukaryota; Metazoa; Arthropoda; Arachnida; Ixodida; Argasidae
Exons: 1
Coding region: 64-1308 (414 amino acids)
Source: RefSeq, a predicted model, not a curated record